UCGCGAUGUUUCCCAAUUCUCUGUCAUCCUUGUGGCUUUCAGAAGGGCACUGAGAGGCCGAAACAAGGUGCCCGGUGAAGUACAAAAUCGGCACUUCAUUCUUCCAAAAUGCUAUCCAGACUCGUUUUUCUGUCAGCUGGCUCUCUGAAAGGCAGUGGCCCCAUUGGAGCAGGUCUGGUCCAGGCGUCUCGCUCCUUCCAAACAUCCUCCCAGAGUCUGGCCCCUGUGCCCCCUCUUCCAGAGAAGGGAGGUAAAGUCCGCCAUGGCCUCAUCCCAGAGGAGCUUUUCCAGCUCUUGUAUCCAAAAACAGGAGUCACAGGACCAUACAUGCUAGGCACCGGGCUUCUAGUCUACAUGCUUUCAAAGGAAAUCUACGUCGUCAACCAUGAGACCUUCGCCGCCGCCUCCAUUGGUGCCGUCAUCAUUUAUGGUGUCAAGAAAUUCGGUCCAAGUGUUGCAGCUUUUGCUGACAAACUAAAUGAGGAAAAAGUGGCCAAGGCCCAGGAGGUGAAGGACAUCGCCAUGUCCAGCCUGGCUCAGGCUAUCGAAGAUGAAAAGAAGGAACAGUGGAGAGUGGAAGGAAGAGCGAUGCUGUUUGACGCAAAGAGGAACAAUGUGGCCAUGCUGUUGGAGACGAACUACAGGGAGAGGCUACACAUGGUGACCAAUGAGGUAAAGAGGCGCUUGGACUAUCAGAUCGCUCUUCAGAACCUGCAUCGCCGCAUGGAGCAGGACCACAUGAUCAACUGGGUGGAGAAGAGCGUCAUCAGCAGCAUCACCCCUCAGCAGGAGAAGGAGAGCAUUACCAAAUGCAUUGCAGAUCUAAAGGCGCUGGCUAAGACCACCCAGGCCAAAGCAACGGCGUAAACCUCCAUGACCCUGAAGAAGACUACUCAGACCCUCAGCUCAUAGUUUCAAAACGAGACGUCGCAUUUCUUUAGCGAAA
Molecule: messenger RNA, 946 nt
Organism: Cyprinodon tularosa
Lineage: Eukaryota; Metazoa; Chordata; Actinopteri; Cyprinodontiformes; Cyprinodontidae
Gene: atp5pb
Product: ATP synthase peripheral stalk-membrane subunit b
Exons: 7
Coding region: 109-867 (252 amino acids)
Biological process (GO): proton motive force-driven ATP synthesis
Molecular function (GO): proton transmembrane transporter activity
Source: RefSeq, a predicted model, not a curated record